ACGUCCUCAACCUCAUUUUGUCACAAAAUUGAUGGUUGCAUUUUGUAUGACAAUAACAAAUUUACCAAGGCUCUUUGUGUAUUGAGAUUGUGGAGAGGAAUUUGAUAACGGAAAUACUUUGGAUUUGGCUACAUUUUUUCCAUAUUCCACUACAUUCACUACGCAGCAAAGACAUUUACGAGCCACGUUUCAUUCUGUUCAAAUUUUGUCAGCAUUUCUCAAAUUGCCUAGCAACCUGCACCAGAAACACCGUUUAUGAAACAUUUGUAAAAGCGUUGCCUGGCAACGUGAAGGCGCUACGUUGAAGGACGAACAUAUUGAACAGAAUUGGAGCAGGAGUGGACUGGUGGAAAGUGGAAACGUGUGCGGUCCGCAGCAGGAUGGCGCUCCAUCCUGGCGGUGCGAACGGCGAGCCGCCGCUGAAGAAGCACAAGCCCUCGCCGUCUCCGUCUCACGGCCCGGGCGCGGCCUCCGCCGACCCGGCGACCAUCCAGCGGCAGCGGCAGGCGCUGCCCGUGUACCGGCUGCAGGCGCGCCUGACGCGCGAGCUCACCAGCCGGCCGACGCUGAUCCUGAUCGGCGAGACGGGUAGCGGCAAGACCACCCAGGUGCCCCAGUUCUGUCACCAGGCGGGGCUCACCAAGACGGGUCUGGUGGGCGUCACCCAGCCGCGCCGUGUGGCGGCCAUGAGCCUGGCGCAGCGCGUGGCUGACGAGAUGGCCUGCACCGUCGGACAGAAGGUCGGCUACUCUGUCCGCUUUGAGGACUGCACGUCCACACAGACCAAGAUCAAGUACAUGACGGACGGCAUGCUGCUGCGCGAGGCCAUUUCCGACCAUCUCCUGCGGCGUUACUCGACCAUCAUCCUUGACGAGGCUCACGAGCGCACUGUGCACACCGACGUCCUCUUCGGCAUCGUCAAGAAGGUGCAGAAGAUCCGACGCGCCAAGAAUCUCCCCGAGCUGAAGAUCGUGGUGAUGUCCGCGACCAUGGACGUGGACCACUUCAGUCGGUACUUUGGCGGCGCGCCGGUGGUGUACCUGCAGGGCCGUCAGUUUCCCGUGCAGGUCUACUACGCCAAGCAGCCGCAGGAGGACCCGGUGUUCUCGUCGCUGGUGGCCGUGACGCAGCUGCACCAGACGGCGCCGGCCAACCAGGACGUGCUCGUCUUCCUUACCGGCCAGGAGGAGAUCGAGUCCAUGGUGAAGAAUCUCAGGGAUGUCGGCAAGGACCUACCAGGCUGCCCGCGGCUCAAAGUGGUGCCCCUGUAUGCCAGCCUGCCCGUCCAGCAGCAGAUGGAGGUGUUUCGGGAGACGCCCCCAGGUCAGAGGAAGGUCAUCGUCAGCACCAACGUGGCAGAGACCUCAGUCACCCUGCCGAACAUCAAAUUCGUCGUCGAUAGCGGCAUGGUCAAAGCCAGACACCACCAGCCCGGUACCGGUCUGGAGAUGCUGCGCGUACAGAAAAUCUCCCAGGCGCAGGCGUGGCAGCGGACGGGCCGGGCGGGCCGCCAGUCGGCCGGCGCCUGCUACCGGGUGUACACUCGGGCAGAGUUCGACGCCAUGUCGCGCGACACUGUCCCGGAGAUCCAGAGGUGCAGCCUGGCCAGCGUGACGCUCCAGCUGCUGACGAUCGGGGUGAAGGAUGUGCGCAACUUUGACUUCCUGGACAGGCCCGACGCUGGGGCGAUAGAUGGCGCGCUGCGGGAGCUGCAGCUGCUGGGAGCCGUGACGUCAGCCGAGCAGCCCGAGCUCACCCCACUCGGACGCAGGAUGGCUUCGUUCCCGCUCGACCCCAAGUUCGCGCGCGCCAUCCUGGCCUCCAAGGACCACGGCUGCACCGAGGAGGUGGUGACGAUCAUCGCUCUGCUCUCGGCCGAUAUCAUCCUGUUGACUCCGCCGUCCAACCGCGAGGCGGCGCUGGCGGCGCGACAAAAGUUCGUCGCUCCAGAGGGAGAUAUGAUGACGCUUCUCAAUGUGUUUCGAGGCUACCGGAAGGUGCAGAAGAAUAAGGAGUGGUGUCGGGAGAACUAUCUACACGAGCGUCACCUGGCGCACGCGGCCGAGAUCCGCCGCCAGCUGUUGCAGCUGUGCGCGCAGGCUCAGCUGACCGUGGGCAGCUCCGGUCAGAACACGGAGCCGGUGCGCCGCAGCCUGGCGGCCGGCCUGUUCCCGUGCGCCGCACAGCUGACACGGGACGGGCACCACGUCACGGUGGGUACGAACCAGAAGGUGCACAUCCACCCGUCCUCGACGCUGUUCAUGACGCGCCCAGCGUGCGUCAUAUUCACCGAGCUGGUACAGACAUCCAAGAAGUACAUGCGCGGUGUGUGCCUGGUGGACCCUGACUGGCUACUAGACGCGGCGCCCGAGUACUUCCGCACUCAUCGGCUGCACGUGGAGUCCUAGUGGGGUGGUAGAACAGGCCUAAAGGGAUACGGUACACCCGCACCGAGACCCAGACAGCGAUACGGUACAACCGCACCGAGACCUACAGUAGGACGGCUGGGGACGGCUGGCUGUUGCACAUCGAGUCCUGGUGGGACGGCUGCAUCCACAUGGAGUCCUCUAGUGAGGCAAAUGCAUCCUCAUCGAGCCCUCGUGUAACGUUAUAGCCGUUACGACUGUAUCCAUCGUACGAUGAUCCGGUUGUGUCCAUUUGUGAAGUCUUUGUAGGGGCUCGUCAGCGAUGGAGGGCUCUGCUCGGCGGCGCUUUUCGUCGCCUCUGUCGACCAUGUGGACUAGGGACCAAUGGUUGAUAAUCGAUGCUGUUCUGAUGUGUCAGGGGCCGGUGGUCUAGCCUGAGCCGGCAGAGACUAGGGGGUGAAGAAGCGCUGGUUUGCUUUGUUGACUGCCGGCGGGGUGUGUCGAGCGGCGCUCUCAUUUUACGGAUGCCAUUUUUAGGUACUGGGUUUUAUAAGAGUUAUGAUGUUACGUAUGUGACAUGUACGGAUAAUGACGUAUGUUUGGUGAUGCGUGAGGAUGUGUCAUAUCAUAUCCGUUGUUUCCUGCACCGAUUGUGCGCGGUAUGUAAGCCACCUUUUGAAGAACGGAUUUCGUUCGUUUCGUGUAGAAGGAAUGUAUUCGCCGCUCUCUGCCAAAGGGAACUAAGCUGUGUUUGUUUUACAAUAUACAUGUAAAUGAUGUUACAAAA
This is a messenger RNA of Amphibalanus amphitrite, 3153 nucleotides long. It is a transcript of the gene ath, whose product is annotated as ATP-dependent RNA helicase DHX33-like. The record is from RefSeq and is a predicted model, not a curated record. Bases 381 to 2408 code for a protein of 675 amino acids. Gene Ontology annotation, molecular function: ATP binding; RNA binding. Gene Ontology annotation, cellular component: intracellular anatomical structure; nucleolus. The transcript is spliced from 8 exons. Gene Ontology annotation, biological process: positive regulation of transcription by RNA polymerase I. Lineage: Eukaryota; Metazoa; Arthropoda; Thecostraca; Balanomorpha; Balanidae.